AUGUCUAAUGCAACCAAGUCCAAUGAUGCGUCGCCCUUCAUCAAGAGGGAUCAGAUGAGAAGGGAGUUCUUGAGAGCAAGACAAAGGAGUAACAAUCCGAAGCCUAUAGUAAAGAAAGAGGAUCCCGAACAAGCUGCAGAAGAGGCUAGGAAGUUAUUGCAGCCUGAGGCACUAUCUAGAAGGGUUAAGAGGGAGCCAGGUAAGUCAGGGUAUAGUGAGUUUCCAUUGCGAGCAAUUGACAUGAGAGAUAAAGAAAACGUUAAGACGAAUUUGGUCAAAUUUCAGUCUAAGAAACCAAUAGACCCUGAGGAUUUCCAUUUACCCAUCAGAUUACAUCGUAAGGAUACUAGAAACUUGCAAUUCCAGUUGACCAGAGCGGAAAUUGUGCAAAGACAGAAGGAAAUUGCGGAAUUCAAGCAGAGACAACUCGAAGAAGCAGGAGGUGCAGGACCGGGUACUGGCGGUAGCAACUCAACGCCGACAGCAUCUAAAGGUAACAGUACUGGUGGAAGUUUCUCUCAAUCUAACGGGAAACCAUAUAAUAGCAAACAAGGAACGCCAGUUCCAGGUACGUUGAAUGGUCCAAAAGUGGGAGUAACUAAUUAUAAUAAUACAGAUGGUCCUAACGUGAAUAAUAACGGUUCAUCAAGUUCAGAGCUGAAAACUGGCACAGAUUCCGGCUCUCCUCCAAAUGGGAAAGAAGGAACUCCCAGCAAUACCGUCACUAUCCUUGAAGAGGCUGGAGUGGCAGAAGACCCAACUAAGGUCGGUAUGGUUAAAUAUGAUGGUAAGGCUGAACCUGAGAUACACGAAGAAGGUACUAUAGACCCUAUGGCUGAUGUUGCACCACAUGGAGGUGGUCGUUUUAGAAGGGGUAAUUCUAAAAGAAAGACAAGACAGUUGAAGAGAUUAGAUGAAGAAGCGAAAAGGUUAAGAUUCGAAGAAUUUUAUCCAUGGGUCAUGGAAGAUUUUGAUGGUUUUAACACCUGGGUAGGUUCAUACGAAGCAGGUAACUCAGACUCAUAUGUCCUUUUAAGUGUUGAAGACGACGGGAGCUUUACUAUGAUUCCUGCGGAUAAAGUCUACCGUUUCACUGCAAGAAAUAAAUAUAACACAUUGACCAUUGAAGAAGCCGAGAAAAGGAUGGAGAAGAACAAAGAAGGUGCUCCUCGUUGGUUUAUGAAGCAUUUGGACGAGUCCAGUAAAACAACCACAAGAUAUGAUAGAACCUUAAGAAGACUUAGAGCUGUCGAUGGGAACACAAGACAGGCCGAAGAUGAUGAGGACCGUGGAGAUAACUCAGAGGUCGAAUUGGAUUACGAUGAAGAAUUUGCGGAUGAUGAAGAAGCACCAAUCAUAGACGGUAAUGAAGAAGAGAAUAAGGAAUCGGAACAAAGGAUCAAGAAAGAAAUGUUACAAGCUAAUGCUUUGGGAUUACGUGACGAUGAUGGGGAAGAGUCAGAUGACGAACUAUUUGGAGAGAAAAAAAUUGACGAAGAAGGUGAAAAAGUCAAGAAAGCCCUCCUUAAAACAGAUCUGGGUGCUUUAUAUGAAUCUGAUGCAGAAGAGAACCCAUAUCUAUCACACUCUGAGGAAGAUGAAGAGCAAGCUGAUUCGGAUAAGAAAGAUUCCGAGAAGGAUAAUGAAAAGCAAAGUCGGAGAUCCUCACCAAAGAAGAAAGCUUCUGACACACCAUCAGGUCCACCAAAAUUAGUAGUAAAAAGCAUUAAUCAAAAUAUCGUUGUACUAACUGGUGAGAAAUCAGUAUUAUCGAACUUCCCUGCAGGAGCCUGGAAUCCAAACUUGAAGAAACGUCCAGCAGAGUCUCAGCCACAAGAAUCUAUGGACAAUAAGAGGGCAAAGUCUGAUCACUCGGCAGAUGAUUUGUUAACGGAAGACGAUAUAAUCAAUGCAAUUGAGGGCAAGCAGUUGACUUUGAAACAAUUAAUCAGACAAUUGAAAGAAAAGGUCGGUAGACAUCCUGACAAUAAAGAAAGAAUGAAGGUUUUUGUCAAGAAACUUGUUAAACUGAACGGUAAAUUCCUCGAAUUGAGUAAGUAG
Kluyveromyces lactis is the source of this 2061-nucleotide messenger RNA. RefSeq names its product transcription factor IIF subunit TFG1 (gene TFG1). Gene Ontology annotation, cellular component: transcription factor TFIIF complex; nucleus. Gene Ontology annotation, molecular function: TFIIF-class transcription factor complex binding; DNA binding; RNA polymerase II general transcription initiation factor activity. Gene Ontology annotation, biological process: transcription initiation at RNA polymerase II promoter; positive regulation of transcription elongation by RNA polymerase II. Bases 1 to 2061 code for a protein of 686 amino acids. The record is from RefSeq and is a predicted model, not a curated record. The transcript has a single exon. Lineage: Eukaryota; Fungi; Ascomycota; Saccharomycetes; Saccharomycetales; Saccharomycetaceae.